This is a messenger RNA of Oryzias latipes (Japanese medaka), 2301 nucleotides long. RefSeq lists its product as uncharacterized. The record is from RefSeq and is a predicted model, not a curated record. Gene Ontology annotation, molecular function: DNA-binding transcription factor activity, RNA polymerase II-specific; RNA polymerase II cis-regulatory region sequence-specific DNA binding. NCBI's taxonomy places the organism in Eukaryota, Metazoa, Chordata, Actinopteri, Beloniformes, Adrianichthyidae. Gene Ontology annotation, biological process: regulation of transcription by RNA polymerase II.
UUUGUUUCAUCCGGAAAGUAUGUUAGCAUUAGUUUUCUUAGCUUAGCAUGUGUGAGCCUGCAGGCUGCUGUGUUGUGGAUUCUCCGCUGAAUAGAGUUGCAGCUGCAGCAGCGAUGUCUUCAGUUCAGUCUCUGAGAGAGUUUAUCAGCGAGCGACUCACUGCUGCUGCUGAAGAAAUCUUCAGACAGUUUGAGAAAACCAUCAUCCAGUAUGAGGAAGAGAUGGAUCGUCAGCGCAGACUGCUGGAUUACAGCUGGAAAAGAAGCACAAACAGAGCAGACCUCCAACAGAAACACACGUGGAAGCAGAAACCGACUGUCGCUGACCAGCAACUCUUUAACCAGGAGAGGAGCUGCAGCCAGAACCAGAAGGAAGCAGAACCUCCACAGGUCCCAGAACAGCAGGAGGAAGAGGAGAUGAGCUGCUUGCUGGAGAACAUCUGGGAACCAGAACUGGAGCUUCACAGAGCAGAUCUCCAGCAGCUUCCUGUUUGUAAGGAGGAGGAGGAGGAGCUUCUUUCUGAGGAGCAUCUCUCUAAGUCUCCACACAUCAAAGAGGAGCAGGAAGAGCUCUACACAGAAGAGGAAGGGGUUCAGCCUGAACUGAAGCCGGAAUCUGAAACCUUUAUAUUCCCGUCAUCCUCUGAGGAAAGAAGCCUUCAUGCAGCAGAACCAACUUCUGAGCAGCUGCUGCUCUCUGAGAGCCGAGAUCCACAGCAAGUCAAGCUGGAAGACUAUGAAUCGACUGAAGCUGCAGAAAGAUGGAGAAGUAGUGUCUGUUGGAACAUAAAUGCAGAAGAGUCUCCUCUGUCAGAGACGGAUGCAGGUGAGAGGUCAGCAUGGAGGAGUCCCAGCAGGAUCGGGUCUCCUCCUUCCACUCUGAGAAGACUCUCAGAUGUUACAGAAAUGCAUAGACAGCCAGGUGAGAAGUCAAACUUCUGUGAGGUGUGCAGGAAAUGUUUCCGAAGCGUUUCCGUCCUGAAGGUCCACAUGAGAAUCCACACGGGCGAAAAGCCGUUUUUCUGCCAAAUCUGCGGAAAGCGAUGCCGUCAGCAGAGUGACCUGGGGCGCCACAUGAUGGCUCACACGGGCGAGAGGCCCUUCCCAUGUCACCUGUGUGAGAGGAGUUUCAUCCAGAGGGGGGAUUUGCUGCGCCACAUGAAGGUGCACACGGACGAGAGGCAGUUCCCCUGCAGGCUCUGCACCAAAACCUUCAGCGAGGACGGCCAGCUGAGCCGGCACAUGAGGAACCACAGCAGGAAAAAGCCCUACUCGUGCAAAGUCUGCAAGAAGAGGUUCAUCAAGAAGACUCACCUGACGGCUCACGCCAGGACGCACACGGGCGAGAAACCCUUUCUGUGCGACACCUGUGGGAGGGGUUUCAUCAACCGCAGCAACUUGACGCGCCACAAGAAAGUCCACACGGGCGAGAAGCCCUUCAUCUGCUCCGUGUGUCUGAAGACGUUCAGCCGCAACGAACACCUGUGGAGCCACAUGAUGCUGCACAAGGGGGAGGAGACUCUGUGCAACCGGUAACACCGAGAUGUGGGCGUGGUCUUCUUCCCUGUUGCUUCUCUUUUACGUCAGAAUAAUAGCAGAGCAGCUUGUGAAGCCAGGCUGAACAUGGUCCUUCUGCGUAUGAGACUCAUGACCGUCGCUGUGAAGAUCUGAAAGCGGCGGUUUCAGGAGCUGCUGCCGUGGCUCCCAGGACCUUCAGGCAGCUGGAAGAAAGUCGCUGGAUUUGUCCUCACGUCCCUUUAUAUUCCUAAAAAUGAGCACUCCAGUGGAAUCACCUGAUGAACCUCCAGGGAAGCAGGAAGGUGUGGUCGUUAAAUUUCACCAAAAUUGUAGGAGAAAUUGGUUUAAUUCUGAUAGUUCUUUGAAAGAUCUGCCAUAGAAAGAUACCAACCAGAACAUCUGGAGUUUUUAACCCUUGUGCUAUCUUAGAUGACCCCACCCUUACAUUGAUGUGUUAUUCCUACCAUGACAAAGGUGGAUAAAGGUGGAAAGAUUUCAUGUAAUCCAUGGACACCAGUGAAGAUCACAAAUCAUUGAAGAAAAAAGGUUCAGAGCACUGUCUAGUGGGUCUAGAUGACCCAACUCCCAAUGUUAACGUGCCUAGGAUAGGACAAGGGUUACGGUUGUAUAGAUGUACUCAAGAAGACAUCCAAAACUUUGAAGGAUUUCAACACUUUUCAUUUCAUGCUUUGGGUUUUAGGAUUGCUACCAAACGUAAAGGUUUCCUGGUUUAUGUUUUAUAUGAAUUUAUGUGAUAAACACAAAUAAAAAUGUUUACAUUCUU